UAUGGUAUCCAUGUUUUGUUUCCCCUCCCCUCUCCGCCAUGAUGUUUUGUAAGUGAGCAGUGGUGAGCACUGAGCAGUGAGGCUAGCUUGGAAGCUACUUCAGCCCUCAGGUUGCGGACUGUUGCUGGACGGAGAUGCAAUGGAUGGAUGCUAUACUCGCCGUGAUUUACUAACGAUGAGGCGUAGUGUAAAUAAACGUCCAAUUGGACUCAUUUGUAUUUUACUUUCCAUAAUCGUGAAUGGCUGCUAACUCGUAACACAGUGUGUGGCAGCAGAAACGACGUUUUGGUUAUUGUUGGACGAUAAACGCUAGCCGAAGCUGUCUAAAUUGCUACCUUUUAGAGCUAGCACUUUCUUGCUGGCUAACAUUUAUUUCCCAAGUCCCCAGCCUCAGGAAUGUUUUCCAAAAAGCCUCAUGGAGACGUUAGAAAAUCAACACAGAAAGUGUUGGACCCAAAGAAGGACGUGUUGACCAGGCUUAAACAUCUGAGAAUAGUCAUAGAAAAUGCUGAGCCAUCAGAGCUGAAACAGUUCUUUGACUUCAACUACUCCCAUAUCUACUAUGUUUUCUUUGAGAACUUCAUCACCAUUGAGGUCAGCCUCAAACAAAAAGGUCACAAGUCUCAGAGGGAGGAGUUGGAUUCCAUCCUCUUCAUUUUUGAGAAAAUUCUACAGCUUUUACCAGAGAGAAUCCAGAGCCGAUGGCAGUUCCACAGCAUUGGGCUGAUCUUGAAGAAGCUGUUGCAUACCGGGAACUCUUUAAAGAUCCGUCGUGAAGGUGUGCGCUUGUUCCUGCUAUGGAUGCAGGCAUUACAGAGUAAUGCACAGCGUGAGCAACUCUGCAUGUUCGCCUGUCUAAUUCCUGGCUUCCCAGCUCCACUCUGCCACGGGACUCCCCGCACUUUGGACACUCUGAUCAACCCACCACUGAGCUUAACAGAGACUCAAGUGACCCCAGACGAGAUCACUCCUUUGGUUCCUCCCCAGUCAGGUGACAAGAACCAGGAGGACCUCACUGCUUACUUCCUUGAAGCACUUUUGAAAUACAUGGUAAACCAGGCCAAGUCUCUGGAGUGGCGUUGUAAAGAGAAUCAUGAACGUGGCUUCAGCUUCCUCUUUGGUCACUUCAGGAAGUUUUACCUUCCUCACAUCUUUCCUAACUUUGCAAUGGAAACCAGCCUAUACAAUCCCAUACUAGAAGUUCCCCCGAUGCGCCCCAAGCCCUAUUACAGCGUGGUGCGCAGGGAGCAUGAUGCUGGCGAAGUGCUCUACUGCACCAAGGAGAGUUUCCUUCAGGCCCGAGUCAUCUUCAUCCGCUGGCUGGUUUCCUUUUGGCUGGAGCCACGACCCAACACACAGACACAGAUUCCAGGGACAGAGGGCGAGAAUGUCCCCAAGAACAUACAGAGAGCAGCAGCUGGACUCGCUGCUCGCUCUGCCGGCAGCUCAGACGACGGCAGCGGGGCUGGUUUGCGGUCUGACAACCACCAAGGGAGCGGGGACUCAUCUGGGCCAGGAGGGGGCGGCAUGGGUAUCGGUGGCGGUACCGGCCCUGUGGCUGAAUCUGAACAGUGCCACUCCAACACAUCUACAUUGACAGAGCGGGAGCCUAGCUCUUCCUCGCUAUGCUCCAUGGAUGAAGAACAGCUGACAGACAUGGAGGUGGUGCGGAGAGUCCUAACCAGCUCCAGAACCAGCAUCAACUUUAUCACUGAGAUCUUCAGACAGGCAUUUCUCCUCCCCAUGUGUGAAGCUGCAGCCAUGCGUAAAGUGGUCCGCGUCUACCAAGAGUGGAUCUCUAUGGAGGACAAGCCAGUGUUUAUGAAGGAGCCAGAAGAGGGCUCGUAUCCUAUAGCAACAGCCAGUAGUAUGGACACGGGCUCAGACAAAGAUGAUGAGGGAAUGAAUAAGAUGAUUGAUAGUGAGCUGCUGGAGUACAGUGUUCAUGCUGGAGUUCAAACUACACUGCAGGUAUUUAUUACCCACUCUUCCAACGUUUUCUUACUGGAGCCAGCCAACGACAUCAAGUUCCUUUUAGAGGAGCAUGUCGACAUGUGCAAGCGAGUCUUGAACAUCUACCGCAGCCUUGUCAUGCACGAGACUAUGGACCAGAAAACAUGGGAGCAGAUCUUACUUGUUCUCCUGAGGGUGACAGAGUCAGUGAUGAAGAGACCUCCAUCUAUUAUGCCCCACGGCAAGAAGAGGAACACACUGUCAGAAAGGCUGGCGGGACCUAUCUUUCAGACAUUGAUUGUAGCCUGGAUUAAGGGGAACUUAAACGUCUACAUCAGCAGAGAGCUAUGGGAUGACCUCCUUUCCGUCCUGUCUUCUCUUACUUGCUGGGAGGAGCUGGUAACUGAAUGGUCCCUCACCAUGGAGACACUCACAAAGGUGUUGGCCAGGAACCUGUACAGUGUUGAUUUGAACGAGCUACCCCUGGACAAGCUCAGCGAGCAAAAGCAGAAGAAACACAAAGGCAAAGGUAUAGGUUCAGAAGGCCAACGGCAGAUGGUGGAUCGUUCCUUCUCUAAAGGUUGGAGCCGAGACCAACCAGGUCAGGCAGCAGCCAUGAGACAACGCAGUGCCACGACAGCUGGAUCACCAGGCAUCGAAAAGGCCAGGAGCAUUGUCCGUCAAAAGACUGUAGCUCUGCGUAGCUGUUCUACAGGGGACUCUCUGCUCUCCUCAGCCUUUAUCCGGAGUGCUAAGAGUGCUCCUGCUCUGGCUCCGCCUCUUCCUGUCCUCCACCACCACCACCACCCUUUACUACCCCCCCUUGCUGACCAGCUAGCAGACUUGGAGGACCCGCCAAUCACGUUGACAUCCCGCUCAUCUCGGAUGCGCCACUCGUCCCAGAGCGAUGAGACCCCUCCGAUCUCUUGCUCUGAGGUGUUCCAGGCAGGGGCUUGUGAGCUUGAUAACCCGGUCCCUCCAUCACUUGCAAGGAGCAGCAGUGCAUCUGACAUCAUGGAGCCUUUCAUCGCCGAGCGGGUCAAAGGUGAAGACCCACCAGGGGAUUCGAGUAGCAUUCCAAAUUCCUGUCACCCCACUGCCACUACACUACUCGCAACCAGUAGCCACGCAGCUCAAUCACACCCGCGUCCGUACAACUCCUCCUCUUCUACCCCCUUUUCCCACCCCAAUGGUGUUUCCUCAGCCUCAGAGGGACACGAUGAUGUGAGUGAAAAUGACAACGUUGGCUCUCAAAGCCAAGGUUUGAGCUCUGACUGGGUAAGCGACUGGGAUUCUGCCUUCACAUUUUCUGAAAAGAUUGAUGUGGAGGAGAAUGAAGGGAGAGCUGUGCAAGAUGAGGAUGAUUUAUUCUCCUCUAUUAGAGAUUAUCUCACUCACAAAGCAGCUGAGAAAAAUGAGGCAGUUACAGUGGCAGCAAGUCUUGCAUUAGAAAACGAUGUUCAAACUUCUGUACCGGUGAAAACCGAUACGGCUACCAGAGAAACCGAAUUCAUACAAGAGGCGCAAAAGGUUGUGGACAGGCAGAAUUGUAAAGAAGUCCGGCAGGUAAGUAACACAGUUAGACACAGAAGUGUUGAUUCUACAGAGGAGGUUGAGGCAGCGCAGCGGAGCAUCUAUGAGUGUCUUGAAAUGCAGUGUCAGUGGCCAUCGCUCAGCGCGAAAGGGAGCUUAGAAGGACACAUUGAUGAGAAGGACAAAAGGGAAGUAAGUGGAGGAACUCCAGCUGGAAGAGCAGAGUGGGAAGGAAAAGGUCAUGAUUUAAGGGAAAUGGCAGGAGAGAAAAAGGAUGAUAAAAGCUCUGCCACAAACGAAAGACCUCGUUUAAACAGACCUGACUCUAACACAGUAGAAUCUGGCACUGAAUCAUCUCAAACUCCCCAAACGUCGGACUCGACCAAGCCCAAGAUGACCCGUAGUAAUGCCAAGAGGCACCACUCCGGGGGUGUGCACGUUAGUUUCAGACCUUCCACAGAGUCGGUGCAGUUCCACAACCCCCUUGAGAAUAAAGAAGCUCACUGGAAAGCCAGGCUGCGCCGUCUCAGUCACUUUCACACUCAUAGCCACUCUGCAGGUGAGAGGUCAGGAGCUGGGGCAGGAGCAGGUGGGAAGCUGGGACCGGGCAGUGCAGGUAAGUUCGCCUCUGUGGCUGGCAUUAGCCACAAAGUAGGAGGGCAUGAGAGACUGGGGGCAGUGGAUGUCAGUGGGGCAGCAGCUGUUGGAGGCCUGGAAUACAAGACUGGGACUGGAGCAGGGGAGAAGGACAAAUCAUCAGCAUCAUCCAUGGGACCCAAUUUGGUGCACGAGGCACACUUUGAGGCAAGCAGCGCAAGUGCAUCAUCAGGGGUACGAGGCCGCUUGGGACGGUCUGCCUUACGCGCUCGGGCUUUCCGCUCUCGAUCCCAAGAGCCCGGCAGUUCUGUCUCUCGGCACCACCAGGGCGCUCUUCUUGGUGGGGUAUACAAAACUGUGGUUCAUGCUUUGUCCUCCAAGCCCCGACCCCGAGGGCAGGGGUCAUCCCAAGGAUCUUCGCCACAGCGGCAAGGGCGGGCUGCAAUGGGUGAUGCAUCACUAAGAGACCUCUACUCCCAUGUCCUGGGCUACUUUGGGCGAAAGUCAACCACGUCAGCCAACAAAGAAGAGGUGGUCCAGAAAGCCCGUCCGGUCUCCACUGAUGUAGGAAGCAGCAACCCUAAUUUCUCUGAUCUCAUGGAUGAGUUUAUCCAGGAACGACUGAGGGCUAAAGGAACAGUGGAGCGCCGUGGCAGCAGUCCAGGCAGUCUUGAAGUUCCACAGGACCUGCCAGAGCUACUGGAGGCUGGCCAGAGUCCUGGUUCGCGACCCCCAGAUGACCACAGGCCAAUUGAUGAUCCGGGGGUUCCAUCAGAGUGGACUUCUCCUGCUAGCGCCAGUGGCUCAGACGUCGUCAGUUCUGACAGCCAGUCCGACUCCUUCAAUGCCUUUCAAUAUCCCACAUGCAAGUUUGAUAAUUUUGCCUUCAAUUUGGAACCUAGCGGAGGUGGAUCUGGAGGAGGAGGUCGAGGGAGCUCAUUGGAUCAGGACAGUCUAGGAGGUGCCGUUGCCUGUGACGAACAUGAAGUAGCAAGUUUGACAACACUUCAUAUUGACUCUGAGACCAGCAGCCUUAGCCACACAGUCACUGUCACUGGUUCUGAGAGUGCGUCUCCCAUGCAUUCUCUCGGGGGUUCUCGUUCCCAGACGCCCUCCCCUGCUACACUUACAGCAGAGCACAUUGAUCGGGCGCACUCACAUACACACUUACAGCUGGACCAGAAGCUCCACAACUCUGUGCUGCAGACUCCUGAUGACCUUGAAACCAGUGAGUUCCCUGGUGUUGACUGUAGCGUGAUGGCAGGUGGCUCCCUCACUGGAUGGCAUUCCGACGUUGCCACAGUCAUGUGGCGGAGGAUGUUGGGUAUCCUGGGCGAUGUGAAUAGCAUCAAAGAUCCAGAGAUUCAUGCUCAGGUGUUUGACUACCUGUGUGAACUGUGGCAAAACCUGGCAAAGAUCAGAGAUAAUUUGGGUAUUUCUCAUGACAACCAGUCAUCUCCCCCACCUCCUGUUCUAAUCCCACCUCUGAGAAUCCUCACUCCUUGGCUCUUUAAGGCCACCAUGCUGACUGAGCAUUAUAAACAGGGAAAGCUUCAUGCCUAUAAGUUGAUCUGCAGGAUUAUGAAGAGACGGCAAGAUGUGUCCCCAAACACAGACUAUCUGACUCACUUCUACAACAUCAUGCAUCAAGGACUUUUACACCAAGACCAAGACAUUGUGAACACCAUCAUCAAGCACUGCAGUCCGAGGUUCUUCAGUAUUGGUCUUCCUGGAGCCACCAUGUUGAUUCUGGACUUCAUUAUUGCAGCUUCUAGAGUCACUUCUUGUUCAUCAUUAAAUGCUCCAAGAGUAGAAGCACAGAACCUUCUUGGGUCUCUUGUGUGUUUUCCAAACUUCUAUGGGGAGCUCCCAGCCCUUCACCCCACCACAGCUGACGUGGCACUUACAAAAUUCCCUGACAUUAAGGAGCACAUUAUCAAAACGAUCCUGACCUCUGCUAGGGAUGAACCCUCUGCUCCUGCUAGGUGUGUAGCAUUAUGCAGUCUGGGAAUCUGGCUAUGUGAAGAGCUAGCUCAUGGGACUCAACAUCCACAAAUUAAAGAUGCUCUCAACGUCAUCUGUGUUACUCUCAAGUAUCCCAAUAAGAAUGUUGCACUGGUGGCAUCAGACAUCCUUCACCUUUUGAUCAGUCAUGCGGAUCAUCUUCAGAAAUUCCCCAGUGACACUCCAAAGAAGAUAGUCGAGAUUUUGAUUGCCACCAUCACACACUUGUUACCUACCACUGAGUCCUCCCCUCAUGAGCUGGAUAAGAGGCUGGUUGUGUCGCUCCUGUUGUGUCUGUUGGACUGGGUGAUGGCCCUCCCGCCGAAGACUCUGCUUCUACCCGUUCAAACACGAAGCCCCACUGAUAAGGAGCAGCCGCCAAAGACCCUGCUCAGCUGCAUUUAUAAGGUUUUGCAUGGCUGUGUGUAUGGAGCCCAGUCGUUCAGCAGCCCCAAGUAUUACCCGUUGCAGCUGUCAGAUCUGUCAAGUCCAGACUAUGACCCGUUUCUGCCGUUGGAGAGCCUUAGAGAACCGGAACCUCUGCACAGUCCAGAUUCUGAGCGCUCCAGUAAACUCCAACCUGUCACUGAAGUCCAUAGUCGCAUCCAGCAGGGCCUCGUUUCUAUCGCGGCCAGGACUGUUAUUACCCACCUUGUCAACCAUCUAGGACAUUACCCGAUGUCUGGAGGGCCAGCUACCCUGUCCAGCCAGGUCUGCGAGAACCAAGACAACCCAUAUUGUGAGAGUGUAGAUCUUGGACCUGAACUCUUCCACUCCCCAAACCUCCAGUUCCUAUCUUUAAAUGGAUCAACCCUGCUCUCAGUGCUUCAGAUCCGGUCAGAGUCUGGUGUGCCAGGAGGUGGAAUGACAGCUGGUUUGUCUUCUGCGCCUGCUUGCGUUCGCGUAAUCAUUCGGGAUGUAGCUGGAAAGCACUCAUGGGACUCUGCUGUCCUCUAUGGGCCCCCACCGUGCUCACCAAGCAGCCCCGCAGACUCGCUUUUGACACACACACAGUCCCCCCAUAGUAUAAAUCUCCAUUUACACACCCCAACCAAAAAGAUGACAGUGGAGAGAAGAGAAAGCAGCCAGGAAGAGCAGCAUGAGGAGUCAGAGGGGGGAGGAAGUGUGAAAGAGGGCGAAAUACAUGAGUUGGACGAAGAGGUGGAUGAGGGCAGAGAGGGGAGCAAAGUUGGUAAAGAUGAAAAUGUGCAGCUCCAAGGAACUGGGGAAGAAGAGGAGAAGCAAGGGGAUGGGAGCAAGGAGCAUAGCAUGGUUGGGGAGGGAAAUAGGGAGGAAGCAGGCUUUGAGCAGCUUCUAGCGCCACCAUUGGCGAAACGGGUGUGUCGAGAGGUGGUACCAGCAUGGGAUUCACUGAGGGAAGGAGAUGAUGCUUUGGAUGAAAUGCUGCAAUACCUUGGAUACUCGAGUCCUGAGUGUCUACAGAGGGCAGGAAUGCCACUUAAUAUCCCAGUCCCUCCACCAGCUUGUGUUUCGGAUAAGCAGGAGAAUGAUGUGAUUAACGCCAUCUUGAAGCAAAGUGCCGCUGAGCGAGAGUUUGUCCUUCAUAGAGGUGAAGAAUUAAACAUGAGAGCAGUGGAGCAGAGUGAACCAGACACUCGGACACCGCAGUCAGCCUUCUACUACUGCAGGCUACUGAUCAACAUACUGGGACUCAACUCCUGGGAAAAGAGGAGUAAUUUUCAUUUAUUGAGAAAGAAUGAGAAGCUUUUGAGAGAGCUGAAGAAUCUGGACUCACGGCAGUGCCGGGAGACGCAUAAAAUAGCUGUAUUUUAUGUAGCUGAAGGCCAAGAAGACAAGCACUCCAUACUCACCAACACUACAGGCAGCCAAGCAUACGAAGACUUCGUUUCUGGACUGGGUUGGGAGGUGGACCUAACCACUCACUGUGGUUUCAUGGGAGGUCUGCAGAGGAACCGCAGUACUGGCCAGACCACACCUUACUAUGCCACUUCUACCACUGAGGUAAUCUACCAUGUCUCGACCCGAAUGCCCCAUGACCAGGACCACAACCUCACCAAGAAGCUUAGACACCUUGGUAAUGACGAGGUCCACAUUGUUUGGUCCGAACAUUCCAGAGACUAUCGUCGUGGGAUCAUCCCUACUGAGUUUGGCGACGUGCUAAUUAUCAUUUACCCAGUGAAAAACCACAUGUAUUCCAUCCAUAUCCUCAAAAAACCUGAGGUACCAUUUUUUGGGCCACUGUUUGACGGCGCCAUUGUAGACAUGAAGAUUUUGCCAACAAUGGUCAGAGCCACAGCCAUCAAUGCCAGUCGAGCUCUGAAAUCGCUCAUUCCUCUUUACCAGAACUUCUAUGAGGAACGCGCUCGCUACUUAGAAACCAUUGUGCAGCACCACCAGGAGCCAACCACCUUUGAGGAUUAUGCAGCUCGAGUCUACAGUCCAGCUCCUUGCACCCACCUGCCCACUGACACAGAGGAGCAUAGUGUAAUGUGCCUGAGGGUCCCUAAACCAAUGGAUAGUUUUAGACUAAGGGUGAAGGGAAAAGGUUUGAAGAAGAAGGUCCUUCAUGCCAGCUGUGAAUGGCUCCUGCCUCGAGAGUCUUCGGUCAGAAAGUCCGGCACUUGGGGAGGCCGGGAGCGACUCGGCCUCCCCCAUGUCUCCUCGAACUAGCAAGACACGUAUGUCCAUGAAGCUUCGACGUUCCUCUGGAUCAGCCAAUAAGACUUGAUGUGACCCUUCCAUACCACCUCCCUUUGGCUCUGUAAGACUGUAGACUUCAAUUUUUUUUUUUUUUUAAACGCAGAAAAUUCAAAGUUCAGUGUCGUCAGUCCAAACUGACUGACAAAUAGACAGGAAUGCGAUAUCAGAGUUACUGCAGAAAUACUUGUAAUGUAAUUGUCUAGCCGUGCUACUGUAUUUUGUGGAAUAUACUAUAUUGUAACUUUAUUUUAAACAGUUCAAGCUGCUGCAUUUAUACUCAUUAUACUCAGAUUUGUUCUCCUGUCCAAUCAGGACAAGCUGGAGCUAAAGUGUCAAGCAUGUCUUUGCUCUGUUUGUGAGCAUGUUGAAUGAUGCCAUGAGAAAUCAUGUAUAUAUGUAUUAUAUUAAGUAUAUUUUGUUCUCAGUGCAGCAUUAAGUCUAUAAAGUUAAGGAUUGAGCUUUCUAUUGUACAUAGAAACAAAAUUAGCUCAUAACAAUAGAAAGCCUGCAGCUCUCGAGCCAAAAAAAACACUUUCUGUACAUUCACAGGUCAAACUGAACAAUUGAGUCUCUGUGCUGUAAAAUGUGGAGAAGCACUGAUGUAUGUUUUCCCUCCAGUCUGUUACAUUUUUGUUAUUAUUAUUUUAAAGGACUGACUUCACACAAACAUAAAUGUUCCUUUAUUUUGUUGAGUCAUCUGAUGCAAUGGAACAGCUUCUUUAUUUGCACCUCUUGAGUAUAAAUGUCUAUAUAUUAGAUAUGUUAAUAGCUAUUGAGUGAAAUGCUUGAGUGAUGCUGUAUGCUGUUUUGUGGCAAAAGCUGCCAAAACCAAAUGUGGGUUCACACUACAAGGUUUUAUGUCUUUUAUAACCAGUAAGCACUUCAAUAUGGAAUACCACACUUCAUUUUUCCCUUGUUAAGACCCAGGUCCACCUCAUGAUGUGUGCGAUCCACAGAAAAUCCAGAUAAUUACAUUAAGAGUAUUAAAUUAGAUCAUCCGGAAUAAACAAAGGAGCGUUAUUGCAGAUAACUGGCGAGUCCGACUAAGUUGAAGUGCCUUCAAAUGUGUUGAAAAUAUCUGAGGUGUUAUAGGGUGUUUAUAGGGCAAGGAACCAGGAAAGAGAUGUCAAAGAACUGUUCCACUGCUUUGGCUGUAUUUGCUGUUACAGUUUCUAUAUCUGUUUCAUUCUCAUUAUGGAGAAACUUCAUGUAAAGUUUGUUGUUGCAUUUACAAAUACGCCAUGGUUAGUUUGAGUUUGUGGUAAGACGGGUUGUGGGCUUGUCUACAGUUGCUGUAACACUCCUAUUUGCUCCAAACAGUUCACACUCUUCCCAACGGGUUUCGUGCGGGAUCAAUCCUGUUAGAACGUCCUGUAAUGCACUUUUCCAUCGUUACUAGUAACCAGUGGCUUUAGUCGGAUUCAAAUAGAGAUGAUGCUUUCAAGUCGUAUGGGGAAAAAUGAACGAUAUUUCCAUAUAUACUGUAUUUCAGAGAAUCUUUGUUCACUGGUGAGCCUGGUCAUCCAUGGUACAAAAUAUUACUUGAAAGCAUUUUCUCUUAUUAUGGAGCUCUCAGCUUCCUCUGCCUGUCCCCAGACUCCUUCCCAUGUUCUUCUUCUUUGGCUGACCUUGACAAACUUGUGUGCACCACUUGUUAGGACAUUGCUGAUAAGACUGUACAGUAGGCAAGGCUACUGCAUGACGCCACCCAGUACAGAGUACAUGUGUUGAUCAAGAAAACACCUCUUUCACACACAAACACACUCACUCCGCAAACCCGUAUUGUCAAUAUGUAUAACUGUGUAACAUCUACAGCACAAACACAAAAAGCAUGGAUGUCAUGAUUUGUUGACAAUAAAUGAUACGUAUCACCUA
Molecule: messenger RNA, 10644 nt
Organism: Dunckerocampus dactyliophorus (ringed pipefish)
Lineage: Eukaryota; Metazoa; Chordata; Actinopteri; Syngnathiformes; Syngnathidae
Gene: ralgapa1
Product: Ral GTPase activating protein catalytic subunit alpha 1
Exons: 47
Coding region: 397-8739 (2780 amino acids)
Biological process (GO): positive regulation of GTPase activity; regulation of small GTPase mediated signal transduction
Cellular component (GO): cytoplasm; nucleus
Molecular function (GO): GTPase activator activity
Source: RefSeq, a predicted model, not a curated record